GGAUUGGUUGUCAAGGUGUGAGGUGUACAAGUGUCGUUCUGUUUUAGGCUAUUUCGUACUUCUGAGAGCUGUUGAUUUACUUUUUUGUUUACUAUUUCUGGUGGUGUUGGUUUUAGUAGUUAUAAAUCCGUAAUUCAACAGUAUAACCAUUAGUACUACAAGAUAAAAGGGGAAAAAAUUGGUUUAAAGGAAAAAAGAUACUUGUACUAUCACAAUCUUCUCUUGUAUAUGGGCAUAGUAUUUGUAACUACUGAGCUUCUACUCAAUAAACGCUUUCACGCUGACAUUGGCGAAUGAUCAAAACCGCCAUAAAAAAGAAAGAAGAAGAAGAAGAGUUAUUAAAAUACUGAGGCUUAACAUUUUAAGAUUUUUUUGGUAUAUAGACGCUACCAUUUCUUCUCAACUAAUUUUAUGUAUGAAAGUCUGCCAUUGUUCUUUCCCCCCAAUGAGAAAAUGCUCAAGAAGUGGCUUGAAUUGAUUCCUUGUGAUUUGUUACAAAAGAAAAGUAUUAGUGAUCUUGCCCACCUGCAAGUCUGUCAUAAACAUUUUGAAUCUCGUUUUGUAACUGGAAAAAUCACAUAUUUUAAAGAUAGGUUAUACAACGCUGUUCCUGGAUUCUAAGAUCAGCACUGGCAUUCCACUAAACCGUUCGGAGGGCAUUUAAAAUGUGAAUGCUCUUGAUGACCAUUAACAUGCGAUGAAAAGGCAUUAUGACCACACCUAUUUUAAAACAGAAGUGUUAUAAUCAUACCCACACAUGAUGCCAAUAAACACAGAAAUGCAGCCGUGUACAUCCAAAGUAAGGAUUAUGGACUUCACAAUCCCCAAGGACCUUCAAGCUGAAGGAAGUUUCCAAGAAAAAGGUAAGGAUGCGGGGCACAGCACUAUCCAAGUCAAUAUGAAGCUAUGUAAUAUAAAAACUUAAGUGCUGUAGAGAUCUGUUUAGAUUGGUGCCGCAAUCGUCCUUUGCCUGGUAUAGUUGCUACAAAUUAAAAGAAAAAGAAAUGUCAUAUAUCAUUUUGCUACAACCAAUCAGGAUGCAGAAUCUAAGUUGAGUAUGUUUAGUUGUUUAGUUUGUGAGAUGUCCGUCUGAUUCGUAUAGAAUCUACUACAGGGCCGGUCAACUUCCUAAUAGCAGAUUGGCACCGGGAGAUGACCUUGGGGGGCUUUAAAGAAGCGAGAUGAAAUAAUAUCUAUCUCCCUCGCACGUUAUGUUAUAUUGCCAUGAAAGAAAUAUUAUUUUAAAUGACACAUCAUUUUAAUCAUUUUUUUAUUUAAUAAUUAUAAUACUUUAUUAUAUAAUAUAUUUCGUUAAACAUAUAUUUAUUACGUCUUUAUUGAAGUAACAAAAUGUAUAAAUAUGAAACUGCAUACUAUAAUAAAAAGGCAAGUUAUGGCAACGGCAAAUAAACAAAAUUACAAAUGGCAGAUCCGUUGCGCUUGCUGUUACGUUCUUGUUUAUUUGUGUUGCAAAUUAAGUUUAUAUUUCGAUAUAAACUUAUUUCUUACAUUACUAACGUUGACUUGAACAUCCCGUUCCUCCGUUUUAGUGUUUACAGUGAGAAGAGACUCAAAAACAAGUGCUGUGCAUUGUGCUAAAGAGACAGAGACUCAAUUUUAUCUUUCAUCAUGAAAGAAAACGAAAGGAAAUGUUACAAGUGUGGAUGUUCUCCUGCUCAUGAUCGUAACAUCACCUUGCAUCGUUUUCCUAAGCCUGGGAGAACAAAUAGCGUACGGUACGUAUGCUAAAUAGCUUUUUGAUUACUGAUUAAAACAGUUUUAAAAUGUUUAAAUUUGAACCACUGAAUUAAUAAAGUAGCAGAAAUAAAAAUUAUUAUGGGCCGCAUCGGCUAAUAAAACUUAAGAUACAUAUUAAGCUAUUUAAAAACGUGUGCAAAUAAAUCUGAAAAUUAGAGAAAUUAUGCAGAACAGCAUGAGGUUUAUCACAUAGAAAUCAUAACAUAAUAAAAAGUUCUAGAUGUAUUGGUACACAUAGAAAUAACUUGUGGAAUAAUAUUUAUAUAUGUAUACAAUACAAUCACAUUGUUUGAAAGGAACAAUCUUCUUGUAUUGCACUCUUCUUCCAAGCAAGUUUUUAGCACCUCAGUAGUAUAUUAUUAUCUAAUUGUAUUUUUUCAAAUGUGAAUUAUGGGCGAAGUACUGUUUUCCUCAUGAAUCUUGGUGGUCACCAGAAUUUCAAAACAAUCUUCAUUCUAGGCAUUUAAUGUUGUGCACUAAACAUUUUAAGAAAUCAUCAUUCAUUGAUAAUUUUGGAAAGAGGCUAGUCAAAUCUGCAGUACCUGAUGAGGAAUGUGAUAAGAUCACAUUAGCUGACCUUAAUUUGGAACAAAGGACUGUCAUUCAACAUAUUGCAGGUCCAUCAACUAAUAAACAACCACUGUCUGAAAAUAUUCAGAAGACUAUAACUGUUUCAAAUGUAUUUGAGCCUGUUGCGGGUCCGUCAAAAUUUAUACAACCCUUGUGUGAGAAUGUAAAUUAUAAAACCAUUCCUGACAAAACUAGUGAUAUUCCUCAAGUAACUGAGAAUAUCAACCCUGUUGCUGCUGCAAAUCCAUCCACGAAAAACAAAAAGGAUAAAGAUAUGUUGAUAAAAAUGAAAUAUCAUCUGAGAAAAAUUAACAGGCUUCAAAAAACUGUAAAGCAUCUAAAGAAUGAAGCAUUUCUCAAAGUAUUGAGCAAAAAUGAUUCCGUAAAUGAAAUAUUAAAAUGUAAAAUAUCCCCCUCUUUUGCAUUAUUUUUGCAAGGAGAAUUACAAAACUAU
Molecule: messenger RNA, 2782 nt
Organism: Parnassius mnemosyne (clouded apollo)
Lineage: Eukaryota; Metazoa; Arthropoda; Insecta; Lepidoptera; Papilionidae
Source: the annotation of a GenBank genome assembly